AUGGCUGCGCGAACGAGUGCGCCCAUAUUUGGAAGAAAAAAGAGCGAGGUUGAGGAGCAGCAGAGUGACGACGGUUGUGCCCGGAUGCAGCAGAGGCUUAUGAGUUUUGAUCGGGAAGGAGAAAAAAUGGCAACAAUUGAUCAGCAGCAACAGCAGCAGCAAGUGCUGAGUAGUAUACUUGGUCAGUUUAUGCCCUUGUUCGAACUCAUUUUUGGCACAUUUCUUUUUUUUUCGACGAAAAACUUUCGAAAUAUCAAACUUGAAAUCCUCUGA
Messenger RNA from Gongylonema pulchrum, 273 nucleotides. Lineage: Eukaryota; Metazoa; Nematoda; Chromadorea; Rhabditida; Gongylonematidae. The record is from the annotation of a GenBank genome assembly.